AUGCAGUUGUUGACGAAUUCCGGCAAACAUGAUCGCGGCUAUGAUCCGGGAUCACUUUUGUGGAACAGAUACAGAUUUUUCGAAGAUUUACCGUCGACAUGGCUCUCGCCCUCGAUUUCCGACCGCCUGCGUACCCUGUCUCUUUACUCACAUGACUAUUGGGGCUGGUGUCCAAGGAUUGAUUUUCGAGUGCUUAGUCAAGGCCCAAAUGGCACCGGAGGACUCUCUAAUCUCAGGACCCUCGCUCUUGGGAGAUACGUCUUCAGUCACCAGUGGCAAAUCGAUUGGAUCGCUGGACUUGGCUCCGACAAUGGCCGUGGUGGGCUCGAGGAGCUCUACUUGGAUGAUUGCCCGAUAAUGUGGCGGGCGCGAGUGCUUGGUCCAGUGGACAGCGAGGGCUUUCCACAAGAAGAGGUCAUGACACGAGAGGAUGUCCAUCCUAGCUCAUGGAACCCAAUCACUCUCGAAAUUGACCUUCGAUGGAGCACCGUCCUUCCAGAAUGGCAACAAAAGAUGCAGUAUUUGAAGGUUUUCAGGAUGGGAUAUGGGGACUGGGAUGGAAAGUGCAGCGGAGAUGUUGCCAUGGCGAAGACAGCAUCUCGAGCUCGGGUGAUUCAAGGCGCAUAUGAGGUGGCGAAACGCGGAAACGAGGACACAGUCCAUGUGCAUUACGACAAAUAUUCUAUGAACGAUCGCCACAAACACGGCUACGAGAUCAUCCGAGAUGGAGUCGGUCUGAGUCAGAAACGAGAAUGUCUGCUACAGUAUGUCCACUUCGAGAUCGCCCUGGGAGCUUCACCUUGGGUCGAACGAGACUUCAAGGAGGCUCUCAUAAAUGAAUUUGAGGAUGGAUACCAGCGAUACGAGGCAGCGAGGCGCCAAGACGAAGAGGCGCUCCAUGCGCUCUAUGUCGCCACAGGCUGCCCGUCCCCGGUGUUCUAG
Molecule: messenger RNA, 942 nt
Organism: Diaporthe amygdali
Lineage: Eukaryota; Fungi; Ascomycota; Sordariomycetes; Diaporthales; Diaporthaceae
Exons: 1
Coding region: 1-942 (313 amino acids)
Source: RefSeq, a predicted model, not a curated record